This is a messenger RNA of Notolabrus celidotus (New Zealand spotty), 1226 nucleotides long. RefSeq names its product cell division cycle 34 homolog (S. cerevisiae) a (gene cdc34a). The record is from RefSeq and is a predicted model, not a curated record. Gene Ontology annotation, molecular function: ubiquitin conjugating enzyme activity. The coding region runs from base 278 to 1003 and encodes 241 amino acids. The transcript is spliced from 5 exons. NCBI's taxonomy places the organism in Eukaryota, Metazoa, Chordata, Actinopteri, Labriformes, Labridae. Gene Ontology annotation, biological process: ubiquitin-dependent protein catabolic process; protein polyubiquitination.
ACGUGUAACUUGAUAAGAGAAGGUUACAUGGUCGUUAAUACCUGGGGCUCCCCGGGAUUGUUCACAACAACAGAGGAAGCCGCUUCAGAUCGGACUAAAGAGAACCCAGUCGAGUUUUUUUUUUUCAUCCAGUUUGUAACCACACCAUCGGAAACUAACGUGACGCCUUCCUGUGCGAGAGGAGCUUCCUUCUUCCACCGAGAGCUAGCUUUGUCCGUCUUUGCAGUCAUAGCUGUGGUGGGUUGCUGAUAUAUAUUUAUACAAAUCCUAGUGGAAUAUGGCUCAGCAUGGACAUCAUGUAGCCAGUUCCCAAAAAGCUCUGAUGCUGGAGAUGAAAAGUCUCCAAGAUGAGCCCGUCGAAGGGUUCAAAAUAACUUUGGUGGACGAGUCGGACAUGUACAACUGGGAAGUAGCGAUAUUCGGACCCCCGAACACACACUACGAGGGUGGUUAUUUUAAGGCUCGCAUCAAGUUCCCUGUCGACUACCCGUACUCUCCACCUGCCUUCCGCUUUCUCACCAAAAUGUGGCACCCCAACAUUUAUGAAAAUGGAGAUGUAUGCAUCUCAAUCCUGCACCCACCGGUGGACGACCCACAGAGCGGGGAGUUGCCAUCAGAGAGGUGGAACCCCACGCAGAACGUCAGAACCAUCCUGCUUAGUGUGAUCUCCCUCCUAAACGAGCCCAACACCUUCUCCCCGGCCAACGUCGACGCCUCCGUCAUGUACCGCAAGUGGAGGGACAGCAAGGGCAAGGACAGAGAAUACAUCGAGAUCAUCAGGAAGCAGGUGCUGGCUACCAAAGCUGACGCGGAGCGUGAUGGGGUCAAGGUUCCUACCACUUUGGACGAGUACUGCGUUCGCACCCAAGUCCCGCCCACAGACGACGGCUCCAACCUUUUAUACGACGACUACUAUGACGAUGAGGAACUGGAAGACGAUGAUGAGGACGAUAACGAGGACUGUUGCUAUGAUGACGACGACUCGGGCACCGAAGACUCCUGACCUCACCUCCUUGUGAUAGCACCACCUCCUCGCCCCCCCACCCCCUACCAUCACACCUACUCCUCUUGUCAGGAACUGAACUUUAAUUCCCUCCCCUUUUCUGUCCUACUCACUUAGCACCGCCCCUUUGUCCACCGUCUGUCACAUGUGCGGCCACAGUAUGCACACUAGAACCUGAUGCAUUCAUGAAAAGAAAGCUACAGAGUUUUUUGUUUUUUUCUUA